Messenger RNA from Eurytemora carolleeae, 3174 nucleotides. RefSeq names its product RNA polymerase-associated protein RTF1 homolog. Lineage: Eukaryota; Metazoa; Arthropoda; Copepoda; Calanoida; Temoridae. The record is from RefSeq and is a predicted model, not a curated record. Gene Ontology annotation, cellular component: Cdc73/Paf1 complex. Bases 320 to 2035 code for a protein of 571 amino acids. The transcript has 21 exons. Gene Ontology annotation, molecular function: RNA polymerase II C-terminal domain phosphoserine binding; DNA binding.
ACUGACGGAAGAUUAAUUACUUGAUCUAGAAAAGGGUGGCGCUAUCUACUCCAGUUCCUCCGGCUCCAGCCAGUCCAGUAACAAAAGCAAAAAACUUAAAAAGAGUAAAGAGCAUAAACCCUCCAGUAAACUACAGAAAACUUUGUCAGCAUCAGAUUCAGAGGAUGAAGAAGAUGCUAAAAAGAAGAAAGCUAGAAUACCUCGAAAGACGAAGAAGCCGGAGAAAAAGGACGAAAUUUCGGACGAUCAGGCAGAUUGGAGGGUUGAGUUUGAUGAUGGGCUAGACGAUGAAUUCAUUGGGGAUGAGAAGGACAGGGAUAUGCUGGAGGACAUGACGGAGAGGGAAAGGGAGGAGGAGCUCUACAAGAGAGCGGAGAAGAGGGAGGAACUUAAGAAGAGGUUUGAGAUCUCCCAGAAGUUAAAAAAGCAGAAUAAAAACAAGAACCUGGAGAGAAGGGAAUCAGGGUCAGAUGAAGGGGAACUGAGGGAGGAUAGAGAGGACAGGGAGGACAGGGAUGACGCUGCAUAUCUAGCUGAGUCAGGGAGCAGGAAGAAAGGGUAUGAGGAGAAAUAUGGGAGUAAGUUCAACGCCCUAAGUGAACUUAAGGCGAAGAGGGAGGAGAAGGAGAGAAAGGAGAAGAUGAGAGAAGAGAAACAGAAGAAGAAAUCAAGGAAGAAAGAAUCAGAAUCAGAGUCCGGCUCAGAUUAUGAGAAAUUAGGACGUAGAAAGAAGAAGAAGGUUUUGAAAGCAUCUGAAAUAUACUCAAGCUCUAGCUCCGACGACGGAGACAAUGUCCGCAGAAAAACUAGUUCAGAACACAGUAGUAGCAGUGUGAGCUCUAUAAGUGAGUCUGGUGGAGAAUCUGAUACAGAAAGACAGAAUUCUAAGAAAACUGUCAAGAAAGCAAUGCAUCUUGAUACUGUAGAAGAGCUUGAGAAAAUUAGGUUAUCCCGGUUUAAACUUGAUAAGUUUUGUCAUCUGCCCUGCUUCAAGAAAACUGUAGUGGGAUGCUUUGUAAGGAUAGGGAUAGGGAAAAAUGCUGAAACUAAUAAGGAUGUCUACCGAUGCUGUGAAAUAAUGGAUAUUUGUGAAACUGGAAAAGUUUAUAAUGUGAUGAAAACUAAGACUAAUAUAGGAUUAAAAUUGAGGUUUGGAAAAGAUACAAGAAUAUUCCGUUUACAGUUUGUUUCCAACCAGGCAUUUAAAGAAAGUGAAUUUACAAAUUGGAAGAAAGCCUGCCAUGAGGGGAAUAUAUUGCUUCCAACAGUUGCACACAGAGAACAGAAAGAAAAAGAUAUCAAGUACGCCCUGGAGUAUAGAUUCAGUAGCUACGACGUCGAGAAGAUCCUCGCUUCAAAGGGAAAAUUCAAUCAGAGUCCGAAAAAUUUUGCCAUGUACAAGGCAAAACUUAUGAAAGAACGAGAUAUGGCUGAGACGGCUGGCGACACAGAGAAAGUUGCAAAGUUGACACAGGACCUGGACACUUUGGAGGAGAAGGCUGAGGACCUGGACAGGAAGAGAACCAGCACCAUCUCAACCAUCUCACUCAUCAACGAUAGGAACAGGAAGAACAACGUCGCCAGAGCUUACACGGGUAUUCAAGCAGAUGAGGAGAGAAGGAGGAGGGAGGGAGAUAUCGACGAUCCAUUCACCAGGAGAAAAACUAAACCUAAACUAGGCUUUGCUGGAAAGAAUAAAGAACCCGAGAUGACUAGUGAGUUACUGAAGAAAUUAGAACUAGAAAAAGCCAAAAGUGAAAAGAAAGAGAAAGAGAAAACUCCUCUCUCUAUUCUACCCCCUCCAGUUGAUAUCUCCAAGCUGGCCGGAAGUAAGGAUAUGUCGGGUAUUCGGCCUAAACUGGAUAUAUUUGAUGCACACAACUUCGAGCUAGAUAUUAACGUUGAUGGUAUUCAGGCCACCCCGGUGACUCCCUCCAUUAAUCUUAAACCUGUUACAGCAAUAGAAACCCCUGCAGGUCCACUGAAAAGAUCUUUGAAGCUUGAUGAAUGGAAAAAGAAACGAGGAAUUAUUUAGAUAUUCAAAAAUGUACGUUAGCGCCAUCCUAGCAUCCUUCUUUGCUCCUUAUGUUUGCUCCAUUCUUACAUCCUAAUUUGCUUCUUUAUGUUUGCUCCACAUCCCUUUAUUCUACUUUGCUCCCAGAUAUUCACUCAACAGAUGUCACUUUGCUCCCUGAUCACUCCAUAGAUCCUGCUUUGCUCCAUAAUAUUCACCUACUUUGCUCCCUGAUUUUCACUUCACAGAUCCUACUUUGCUUCCUGAUUUUUACUCCAUAGAUUCUACUUUGCUCCCUGAUAUAUGCUUCAUAGAUCCUACUUGCUCCCUGAUUUUCACUUCAUAGUCCAUACCUUAGCAAUUAUUGACCCAGGAGCAAGUUAUGAUCUUCCUUUCCCAUUUAAGGAUUACCAAUUUGUAUGAUCAUUAAUUUUUGAUUGGUUAUAAAUUACCUGAUCACAAAUCGAGAAUUAUUUUUAAUUUAACUUACUCAUUCUGAUGACGGAGAAACAGAAUGUUAUUUCAAAGCAACAAUUUUCACUCUCAAGUUCUUAAUUUACAAAUCAAUUAUUAACCAUCUCAGUACAUAUCAAAUUUGUUAGAGUAGUCGGUUUUUAUCAAUUAAAAAAGAUAUUUCCUUUUGUGACAAUUUUUUGUAAUUAACUUAGAUUCAUUCUUUGCUACAUUGAUACAUACUGUAGUUCAAUUCAACAUUAGCCUCAUUUUGAGGGACUGUAAGCGUAGUUCAUAGUGACCCUAAAUUGUCAACGAUACCCUUGCUUUCUCUAAGUAGCAAAUGAAGAAAAUAUGUCGUUUAUUAUUUUAAAAGUGACGAGUUCUGAUCAGAAAAUGUGAAACUAACAGUAAACACCUACUUUAUUUACAGUAUAAGGUUUGGAGCUCCUUCCAUUGUUCUGUUGGAAGUUAUUUUUGCAGAGAAACCACACCUGAAAACAAUAGAUUUUCAUUUAGAAAAUUUGGAUAUCUUAUUCAUCCGUUUUCAGAUUGUAAAGGGUAACGUGAUCAAAAAUAGAGAUUCACUUAAAAAAAGUAUUCAAUCCCUUUAAACAUAGUUAUAACCGAAACAUUUCUAUGUAUUAUUUUUAAUCCAUUUUAAAUAAUAUUUUUCCUAUUCGUUAAAUAAAUUUGUGUUCGCAUCA